Schistosoma intercalatum is the source of this 1012-nucleotide messenger RNA. The record is from the annotation of a GenBank genome assembly. Lineage: Eukaryota; Metazoa; Platyhelminthes; Trematoda; Strigeidida; Schistosomatidae.
AUGGAAGCAAGUUAUGUUUACUCUAAAAAACGCUCCGAAUUCGGGAGGCAGUGUAACUUAAGCGACAAAAAUGCUGAAGUCCUGAUAGAAAUAUUACCGGAUGCAGAGUUGUCUCAAAAUUUCAUCGAAAUGAAUCCUGUAGACAAAGGUGUUCAGUGCUCACAAGAAAUGUCUGAACACGAAGCCAAUACCGAAAGGUACAGAUCAGAAACACAUGGAAUGAAUCACACGGAAGGUGGCUGGCCGAAAGAUGUCAAUCCGCAGGAACCUGAUCAGGUAAUUAGAUAUCGAAAGAAAGUUGAGAAAGAAGAUGUCUAUAUUGCGACAGUUCAUAAACUAGGAAACAUUAUGGAACAUUGUAUUAAACAAAAUAAUGCCCUAAACAUAUACGAGAACUACUUCGAUGACGUGUAUCUAAAUGCUUCUGAAGAUUCCCCAUCUGCAAAGACUAUAAACGUUCUAAAAGACAUAAACGAUUAUAAGCGCAGCGUUGCCUACUUAUCCUGGUUUACAGAUGGCCCAACGAAAUUAGCAGUUGCUUAUUGUAACACGGAGUUUCAAUCUCAGUCCCUAUCGAAUGAUUCAUAUAUAUGGGACUUAAACAAUCCCAAUAGACCAGAGUUGAUACUUAAACCAGCUUCUCCUCUUGUUUGUAUAGAAUACAACCCUAAAGACUCUCAUACGUUAAUUGGGGGAUGUUACAAUGGACAGUUGGCUUUCUGGGACAGGCGUAGGGGCUCACUCCCAGUUGAAUUAUCUCCAGUUGAGCAUAGUCAUAGAGAUCCUGUCUGGAAAACGCUGUGGAUACAAUCGAAAACUGGUACUGAGUGUUUCUCCACUGGGACCGAUGGACAAGUUUUCUGGUGGGAUGUUAGAAAGAUGUCUGAACCUACAGAAUUUCUUUACCUUGACCCUACCAAAAAACAAAACAUUUCUUGUGCUCAGGGUGCGUAUGCACUAGAGUACGAAUCUACAAUGCCAACGAAGUUUAUGGCUGGAACCGAGCAGGUAA